This is a messenger RNA of Dermacentor silvarum, 2201 nucleotides long. RefSeq lists its product as uncharacterized. Bases 1 to 1617 code for a protein of 538 amino acids. Lineage: Eukaryota; Metazoa; Arthropoda; Arachnida; Ixodida; Ixodidae. The transcript is spliced from 9 exons. The record is from RefSeq and is a predicted model, not a curated record. Gene Ontology annotation, molecular function: CoA-ligase activity.
AUGAAGGCUCGCAUCGAAGACCGCAUCGUCUACUCACCACACCCACACAUCGAUAUCCCCUUGUGCUCGUUUUAUGCCUUGGCAAAAGAAAAGCUGCUGAUUAACCCCAACAAGAUGGCGCUGGUAAGCGACCUACUCAGCCUGACACGUGCCGAAGUUCUGGCUGGCAUGCAGCGCUAUGCCAUCGGUUUCCGACAGAAUGGCAUGCUUCCCGGCGACAAUGUCUGCAUUCACCUGAACAACAGCGUGGAAAAUCUGAUAGCCAUUUACGGCUGCAUCCUAGCGGGUGCGACAGUUUUCCUGGCCAGUUCCUUGCUCACCGAAAAUGAGCUACGCUAUGAAGCGGAAGACUGUGAUUGCAGACACGUCGUUACCGACGAGCCGAAUGCAUUGAAAGUUAGCAGCGCAGUUGCACGCUUAAAUGUUAAGGGAAGAUUCUGCGUGGGACAAGCAGCCGGCUUCGUGUCGACUUCUGAGUUUUUGAAGAUCGAUGAAAGAGAGUUCCGCGAGUGCCCGGUCACCGAUCCGAAAGAGACCGUCCUUGCUGUGUGCUACACAUCAGGAAGCACGGGCUUGCCCAAAGGCGCCGAGGUGACUCACUACAGCUACGUGGCGUGCUUCUACACGACCAGGAUACACGUGCCCUGGGGAGAGCCAGACAUCCUCCUUGGCUUGAACCCUAUCACACACCAGGCGGGUAUGCUGUACUCCAUGAUAGCUGUCCUUGACGGCGCAACGUGUGCUGUCGUGCCGACCAACCUGACCCCGCUGGAAAUUAUGGAUGCUGUCGACAAAUAUAAGGUGACGGCAGCGCAGAUGUUCCCAGGCCGACUCCAAGCUCUGGUGCGCGAGAUGCGGCGCACUGGCCGAACGUUGCCCAGUAUGCGAGGCAUCGCCGCCGGUGGCAGCGUGCUUUCGACACAAGCGGCCGAACAGGCUCGUAAAGCAUUCGGUGGCCUUGAGCUCCUGGUGCACGUGUACGGCAUGACCGAGUCGUGCUGCUGUGUCACUUCUCAACCCAAGAACAAGGAGUUGAGCGUCACCGCUGACGUCGGCUUCCCUGAUACGAAUGUUGCAGUAAAGGUAGUUGAUGUGCUGACGCGUGAGAAACUCGGUCCCCGCCAAACAGGCGAGGUCUGCUAUAGGGCAGAUUCCAUGAUGAGAGGAUACUACAAACGACCCAAGGAAACCGCCGAUCUCAUCGACGAGGAUGGUUGGUGCAAGUCAGGCGACGCAGGUUACUAUGACGAAGACGGCCGGUUCUACAUCGUCGAUCGUCUUAAGCAGAUGAUCAAGUGCUUGGACAACCCCGUGGUUCCUGCCGAACUGGAAGAACAUCUCCUCCGCGAAUACGCCUCUGACAUCGCCGAGGUUUCGAUUGUGGGACUCCCGCAUUGCCACUACGGAGAAGCCCCCGCAGCCGCUGUGGUGCUCACAGACGAGGGUCGAAGGAAGGACUCGGAGGAGCUUGCCGAAAAUAUUAAAGCAACAGUAGCAAGUAGCCAUGCCUUGCACAAGCAGCUCUACGGUGGCGUCUUCUUCAUGGAUUCGCUACCGAAGACGGACACCGGAAAAGUCAGCAGACCAAAUUUGGUCCGCUGUCUCGUGCGAGCCUAGGAACAUAUGUUAUAUUGCGAUCUACAUAAUCUGACCUAUGCAAAAUAUGUGCUCAAUAUUACCAUAGGUUGUGCGAGUUUGCAAUAAAAUAUAGAAUUCAACUAGCCAUUUAGAGCGUGAUUGAAAGCUCUUCCAGGGAAAGCCUACCCUCUCUAUUUGCGUUAUGGCCAAGAUUAGAAAACAUGUGAGUCUUUGGUAUGACGAGCUUAUACAGGCUAGUAUAGCAGAAGUCUGCGUUAUAGAUAGGUGACCUCGUUGAGGCUGUGUGUACGGCCAAACUGCGACCUACCAGUGGGCGCUGGCGAAUGAAUGCCAAUGAGUUUCAGCGAGUCCUAGUGAAUCGGAGUUUGUGUAGGUCUGCCUCCUACUAAACCUGAAUCACGUGGCAUUUCAUUUAUUUAUGAGUUCGGGUCUAGGUGAUAGCGUGAGUCUGUAUGACCCAGAGUAAAUAUAGCAAAUUGACUCGGUUAACACAAGCAGCCUGUUUUCAGACAUGGGAAUAAACUAUUUAUAUCUAAGAAAUCAAAUUAGCCAGAUCACGUGUGCCAGGUAAUACCAGAAAUUGUAUAGGCCAGCUUUUUUUC